This is a messenger RNA of Emys orbicularis (European pond turtle), 1640 nucleotides long. RefSeq names its product TRAF family member associated NFKB activator (gene TANK). Bases 122 to 1618 code for a protein of 498 amino acids. The record is from RefSeq and is a predicted model, not a curated record. Gene Ontology annotation, biological process: canonical NF-kappaB signal transduction. The transcript has 9 exons. NCBI's taxonomy places the organism in Eukaryota, Metazoa, Chordata, Testudines, Emydidae.
GGGUUAAAGAGAGUGAGGCUGGGGAAGAGCAGUCAGCUCUUGGAAGAGGUGCUGUCUGAGCCCUGAAAAGUUCGUCUGUUAAUUUGUCCAUCUUUUCAGUGAUGAGACAGCGCUGGGAAGUAUGGAUAAAAAUAUUGGAGAGCAGCUUAAUAAAGCUUAUGAAGCCUUUCGACAGGCAUGCAUGGAUAGAGACCAUGCUGUGAAAGAACUGCAGCAAAAAACAGAAAGCUAUACGCAGCAAAUAUGUGAACAGCAGGAACAGAUAGAGUUUCAAAAAAGUAUGAUUACAAAACUUAAAUCACAGUUGGCUCCUGUGAAUGCUAACAGAGGUAGUGCACAUGGCCAUGUUCUGGUGCCUGAAGAUAGUGAAACAUGGAGAAAUGACACCUCCCCUAAUCUAACUUUUGAUCAGCUCCAUGAAAAACUGAAACUAGCAAUGCAAAGAGAGAAACUUUUAAAGGACCAGUUGGAAACAGAGAGCAUUAAAUUGAAGGAAACUGAGGAAGAAAACAUUCUAAAGGAAAAUAAACUUGUAUCUAUUAUUGCCGUUAAAGAAGAAGAAAUAAGGUUUCUAAAAAACAGAUUAAAAGAAAAAAGUGAAGCACAGGAUUGCAUACAUAUGCCAAUGUAUGAAAUGGAGAUUAAACAUACGAAGAUUGCUCCAGCUAGACAGGAUUUAUCUCCAGGGAUCCCUGGUAUUUUAACUGUGCAUGAAAGGGAAGAUCUAGAGAUGGUUUUCCAGGAGAUGAAGGAAGAAUGUCAUCGAAUAUGCACAUUAGCAAGAAAGCAAACAGACCAACUCAGUAAACUUAACAUAAAGAGAGAACCUGUAAAUGAAAUUCCAUUUUCCAUGCCUAUUCAGUGUACUGAUAAAACUGAUGAACAAGCAGAAGAACUUUUAAAACCUCGGGUUAAAACAGAUAUAAAUAGAGGUGUAUCAUGCAUAACAUCUAUCACACCAAGAGGAGUGGGCCAAGAUGAGGAAGACAACUCUGUAGAAUCACUUUCUAAAUUUAGUGUCAAGUUUCCACCUACAGACAAUGACUCUACUUUCUUACAGAGCACUCCAGAUAAACCAACAGUUCCUUGUACUGCAGUAGCUGAAAAUAUGCUUCAAGAUCAUCAUUUUAACAUGGAUCAUGAAGACCAUGCUAUGAACCUGAGUAAAUUGGAAUGUAACACAUUUGAAACUCAUGGAGUUGACCACAUAACCUCAGCUAUGCAAAACCUAACUACACUUGACAAAACAAAAACCCCAAGCCAUACAGCCAUGCUCAAACAGAAUACUCAGGACAAAACACCAUAUUUGAAAACAGCAGACAUUGGUACCAAACUUGUACAUCCGUACACAAAUCAAGAUGCUACUGAGGUAAAUUUUUCCUCUUCAGAGGCCACUAGGAGGGCUGUCAGAGGACCUCAGCAGCCCUUCUGGAAGCCAUCUCAAACUCAAGAUAAUAACUUACUGGCACAGAGUUAUACAGACUCAGAACUGAAGCAGUCUGGAAUAUGUGAAUUCUGUCAAAAAGUUUUCCCACCAUCUACUACAUCCAGGGGGGAUUUUCUCAGGCAUCUUAAUUCACACUUUAAAGAACAAUCAAUGUAUCCGGAAGCAAGCUGAAUAAGGCUUUGUAGAGAUACUG